UUGCCAAAAUAAGCAGCAAGACGUCAACAAUAUUUUGAGGUUAGGCGUCUCGUUUUGGUUUUUCGAACGUUUCUGUUUUGUCGUGUAUUAUGUAGAGUAUUGUUUUAUAAAAAUGAGUUCGGCUAUCAAUGAUGCCGAGGAACCAUCGAGCACGACUCCUGAAGACAAUGCUGCGACCAAGAGUGAGGUCGAAAACUCGACUACGGACGAUGUACGUCCACCCGCCAAGCGGCGUCUUUCUAGCACAGUUAUUGAGAUAUCUGAUACUGAAAGUGACGACUCUGAUGUUUGUGCUGUGAAUUCAUAUCAAGCAUCUGCUGAUGAAGUUAAAAGAAUACGCGGAGAUUAUUCUUCAUCAUCAUCAUCGUCAUCUGACUAUAGUUCGGACUCUGAGUGUGAAGAUGACUCGAUUGUCUUGGAGGACAAGAUCAUAAGUAAAUCAAUGCAGCUACAACGUAACCCUAGAGCAAAUAGAAUGGAAGAUCCCAAAUUUAAUAUUUUAAUUACAUCUCAAGAAAUUAUAGAUGAGUUAUCGACAAGUUGGAAAGAGUUGAAGAAUCACACAAGCUCAAAUGUGACAAUCACAUGUAACCCAUUUAGAUUGUGUCAGAUACACAAAUUUCUGAUGAAUCCUGACAUUAUAAAUAAUAUUGUGGAUGAUAUAAACACAUUAGAUUGGACUAGGAAAAAGAUGGAUUUGUAUGAGUUCCACCAGACUACAGACCUGGCUAGCUUGAGCUGGCAGAGGAGUAUUCGAGGGAUAUAUGAUCUACUGAAGACUGAUGUUAUGAAUUGGGUAUCAAAGGUAACAGGCUUAGAGCUGACGUCAGUAUCAGCAUCAUGUUCACUUUAUGGUCCGGGGGAUCAUUUGCUCGUUCACGACGACUUGCUUGGAGAUCGAAGAGUGGCUUUCAUCUUCUAUCUUGCGCCCUGGACACUGCCACGGCAAGCAGUUGAGAAUGGAGGAGGGGAUCAUAAUAUACAGGUUGAUGAUCAGUGUGGAGGCUGGAAAGAAGAAAUGGGUGGAGCCCUAGAACUUUUCGCUAAGGAUGAGGAAGGUCGGCCUACAGAGGUGGUGCACCGAAUAUACCCUAAGAACAAUAUGUUAGCUUUCUUCAAAGUCGGUGUUGAUUCAUACCACCAAGUAAGCGAGGUCCUGUCGUUGGAGCUGCCCCGCCUGUCCAUCAACGGCUGGUUCCACGGACCGGAGCCGGGCCCCCCGCCCCCCGCCGCGCCGCCCGCCCCCGCGCCGCCCUACCUGCCCCCCACACCCCCGCAUUCGGAAGUCGUGCUAUUGAACCAGUGGGUGGAGGGCAGCUACCUGUCGGCCCGCAGCCGCGCGCAGGUGCAGGCGCAGAUGGAGCGGGAGAGCGAGGUGUGUCUGCACGCGCUGCUGCUGGACCACAAGUACCGGCAGCUGCUGGAGGCGCUGCGCGACCCGGCCGUGCCGUGGGAGCCGUGCGGCCCGUCCAACCUGCGCCGCUACUCGCGCGUGCCCCCCGACUGGCUGCAAGCCCAGGACAAGCAGCACCCCAUCCGGGAGCUGGUCCAGUUGAUCACCAGCAACGUGUUCUUCAGGCUGCUCACGGACUGCACGGACCUGGGGCUGGCCACCUGCGAGAAGCUGGAGGUGCAGCAGUGGACGGCCGGCUGCUUCACCCUGCUGCCGCCCCGCGAGCAGUACCAGCAGGCGCGCCUGGAGGCCGUGCUGUACGUGGGCGCGCCGGCCCGGGGCUGCGCCCCCACGCACUACCUGGCGCCCGAGGAGGCGGGCGGCGCGGAGCCCGGCGCGCUGGUGUCGCUGCCGCCGGCCAACAACGCGCUCAACCUCGUGUACUGCGACGCCGGCGCCGCCUCCUUCACCAAGUACCUCGGCCGCAUGGCCAUGAGGGACCGCGCGCCCUUCUACAUCGUCACUUGCAUGUACAAGGAGUGACGCGCCCACGUCGGCGCCUUCAUCAAACCGUUCGUAUCGAUACGACAAUGAAGCUCACCACACUCUCAAAGAGAUGAAUACUCUGAAAUAGCAGCACUAGAUGCCGUUGGUGCGGUCCUCGCGCCGCACGUGCGCACGCUACUGUUGAUACUAAUCUCAUCCGCACUCGCCGCAGAAACGGUCGAGACCGGCACAGCUGAUGCCCAUGGACUGCUGUCAUCAUAUUCAGUAUGUGGCGGCGCGGGGGGCACGUCUCGGACGAUAAAAUAGUCUACUAUAAUACAAUAGCUCAGUAAAGUACUCGCAUAACCCGAGUCAUGAGUUCCCAGCCCGGGGGUCCCCCGGCUGACGUCACCAGCGCCCUCUGUACUGGGAACCUAUGCGACGUGUGUACAUUACACAUAUUCAUUUAUGUGACUAAUGGACGUCUAUAGUCUUAAUAACGAGCUAAGCCCAUAGUCAAUGGUAGGUCAGCGGUCAACAUCGCCCGCGGACAUCAUCGACGUGAGGAUCACAGCACAGUCCGCUCCUCUCACUGGGAACUCAUCAAACACGCCACACGACGAAGGAUAAUAAAAUUAAAACAUUCUGAAUAAAAAUUGUGAUUAUAAACUGUGUGAUUGUGCAGAUAUAUAUUUUUGUAAAGACGCGCGAUCCUAGUCGCGUACUUCAAUGUCGACAAACGAAAUCGGAAUUGCCUUAAAUAUUUAGAAAGUUUUAAACACAAUGUUACAUCAGCCGAGGGCGGUGGCGGCGGUGGAGGGCCAUACUUCACAGAUAGAUUACUCUAAAAUAUAAUUGAAGGGAUUAAACAAGAACAGUGUGCUUAGUGCGAGUUAACGUUCUCGAUAGCGUAAAAGUCAGCUCGUAUUUGUAUGGAAUGGGAUCGUUUGCGUACGUUUGCCGCUAGGGGCGCUGUUCCAACUGCAUACAAAAUUGGGUUAACUUUACGCUAUCGAUGACGUUAAGAAACUCGCACUAAUCAUACAGUUCACUGGAGGUCGUCCCGCACCAAUUAACGUUAGUACUACUAAUAAUUGUACACAUAUAUAUGUAUAUAGACAACAGGGAAGUUGCACUUUUUCAGCACUAUUGGUGAAUGAAAUUAUACAAUUACAAAAAUGUAUUUUAUCAUGUGUAAUUGAACCCAAUAGUACAUAUGAGCUCGAUUCUUGACACACAAACUUCGUUAUGCGCUCAAAGAUUCCAAAAUUGGCUCAAAUUGCAGGCGUUGUAUCGACGGGAAUAUAGUAUUAACAAAAAAUAAAAACUAAAAAGUGUCUUGUGCAAUGCAAUGGUAACCGGCAACCACUUAACGCUAUGUGGGCUCGUCUGCCCACUUAUGACACUGAGCGGUAAUUUUACGCCGCCGCCGCUCGCCUAUAGAAAUAAAGCUAAAAAAUUUAAACGGACGAUAGAAUAUAUUUUUCUAAAAACAAUAAUCAAUAAUUUAAAUAGAAACACAAUAUUUUCUUUUGCACAUUUACUUCUUGACAUUCUUAUUACAAUAGACGAAAGAGAAUGUGAGUGUUUACAUACUUUGUAUUAAAUCGAAGAGCCUCAAGCAUCUAGGUUACGGAUGAUCGAUAUUAGAAAAAAAUCGAUGUUAACAUCGAUUAUCGAAAAGUAUCGAUGUACGAUAAACAUUGAUGUCUAAAAGCAUCGAUGUUUUUGGUAGGAAAUUAAACUGUCUAUUUUAUUUAUUAUACAUGUUUAUUAUUAGUUAAAACUACGUUUUACGGAUUAUAAGCGGGCGUUCAAUUAUUGGGCUUGACUCCGACAUCACACUUCACAAUUUACAUUUUCUUAAUUUUACACACGUUUAUGUAGUACGGCUUACACCGAUUACGUUAAUCAGUGUCAUCUAGGGAGUCGCUAGCUAGAAAGUACAUCCACCGUUAGAUGGUCCUAAAAGAGAUAUGGACUAUUCGAUAAUUCGAUAUUUUUUAGUCAUAACAUCGUUGUGUCGAUGUUAUGACUAAAAAAUAAAACAAAACAAAACAAAAAAAUCGAUGUUUUUUAGCUAAUCAUGACAUCGAUGUUUAUUUAAUAUCGAUGAAUAUUGACCAUCCCUAAUCUAGGUAGGUAAGCAUGCAGGUCGCCGCGCAGGAAAGCCGAAAACAAUACUCGAACCCGGACCGGUAGCGAGGUAUUAACAUCAAUCGACAAUUUUCAUUUACUUUAAGUCAAAAUAUUUUUUUAAAAGUCAUAUCUAAACGCAAUGUAAUAUCCACCUCUACUCGAGGGUCAUUGAACUUGCGCGGCACUUGUUUUUUUAAGUUACAUUGCGUGCUGUGAAGUAGAAAUUUGUUUGUAAUUUUAUUAGCCUGUCUUCUGCUCCAUUUCGGUUAAUAAUUGCCUUACACAGCCUAUUUAUUUAUUAAUAGUAUUUGGCCAAGAGUUUUGAUAUUUUUCUUGUAAAGGUGGGAAAAUAAAGCAGUUUCGAUUUUUUUGUACUGGUAACACAGGCUGAAGCUCGUCAAUAGUUACCGAACAAAAAAGAAAGAAAAUACAUUGACAAAAUGCAGAGAAAAUAAUAUUUAAUUAUCUUCGUUUUUACCUAUUUAUAUACGGAUUGGUUACUACAUAGUCAAUAUAGAUAUAAUAUUUUUAUAUAUUUAUAAACGAACAAAGCUGUUUAUAAAAAACUACUGUAUUCUUAUGGUUGCAUCGACACUGCCGCUGCAAGUAAUAUCUCAAUAACUUUUAACACAAACAAACACCAGUCGCGUAAGGUUGUGUUAUAUGUAAUUCCGUUUCUUGGUGUAAGUAGUUUAUUUUCCUUAGUACAACCCUAGGCCCGGACACUAACUUAUAAUUUCAAUUUGUUUUAAAGCAUUUAAAAGCUUUGAAGAGAAAAAUGAAAUGAAUUUCAAUCGUCAUUUAAUUUCUGUAAAGUUAAAAUAAAAUAUUAAUUUAAUUUUUUUUUAUAUUAUAGGUUAAAUGAAAUAAGUUUAAAUUUAAUGAUGGAAUAAUUAGCGUAAGCCUUUACGUUUGUUUUUGCUGUUUAUUUUUAAAAAAUGUCAACAAAAAAACUAAUCUAUGUAUAGAUUAGUAUUAUAUUUUGUAAAUAUUGUGAUAAUUUAAAAAAUAAUAUAAUGAUUGGAUAUGUAUGUAUAA
Molecule: messenger RNA, 5056 nt
Organism: Bombyx mori (domestic silkworm)
Lineage: Eukaryota; Metazoa; Arthropoda; Insecta; Lepidoptera; Bombycidae
Gene: sud1
Product: prolyl 3-hydroxylase sudestada1
Exons: 9
Coding region: 113-1936 (607 amino acids)
Biological process (GO): peptidyl-proline hydroxylation; regulation of translational termination
Cellular component (GO): cytoplasm
Molecular function (GO): iron ion binding; L-ascorbic acid binding; peptidyl-proline dioxygenase activity
Source: RefSeq, a predicted model, not a curated record